AUCUCAACGCUACUACAGACACAAACUCCAAAGGAUGACGGAGGAAGUCUAAGAUUCUCUGACAGAGAGGUUGACCUGCAAGGCAACAGAUACGCGCUAGAGAUCAACAUGACUUCCCCAGGUCAGCAGCAUACGACAAUUGUCAAUCCUCCCCCUCCAAAAUACAUCAAUGCCCAAGGAACUGGCCGCUUGACAAAUCAGCUUCAGUAUUUGCAGAGGGUGCUCAUGAGAGCAAUGUGGAGACAUAACUUCUCCUGGCCGUUUCACCAGCCGGUAGACGCUGCAGGCCUAAACCUCCCGGAUUAUUAUAGCAUUAUUAAAAAUCCAAUGGACUUGACUACAAUUCAGAAACGUCUGGAACACACAUGCUACAGUUGUGCUGCAGAAUGCAUUGAAGAUUUUAAAACUAUGUUUGCAAAUUGCUAUUUGUAUAACAAGCCCGGCGAUGACAUUGUUUUCAUGGCCCAAGCGUUAGAGAAAGUCUUUCUGCAGAAAGUUGCGCAGAUGCCCCCCGAUGAGAAAAUAGUGGUGGUCAAUAAAGGGAGAAGGAAAGGGAAAAGAACGGAUGGGCCCGAUGAAGGAAUCCUGCAACUUAACCAAAGCCAACAGCCAAAACAGGCUAAGAAAGUGAAACCAGCACAGAUGAUGACCCCGGCGCCGCAGCAAAAUGCCCCAGAACUGUCACCGGUGACUCCACCAUCAAAUGUAAUGCCAGCUACUGAAAUGGCAACGAAAGGGGUAGGUUCUAAAAAGGGUGUGAAAAGGAAAGCGGAUACUACUACUGCCAUCAUCACAGGGAGCAGUGAAUCCUCUCCAUCACCCAAUGAACCCAAAAUCGUCAAGAUCUCCUCUCGGGAAGAACGUGAAGGGUACCUCUCAAAAAGAGACUUGCCAGACUCCCAGCAGCCACUCGGACCCAUAAAAAAUGUCAAGCUAACAGAACCUCUAGAAUACUGUAACGAGAUCGUUAGAGAAAUGUUCUCAAAGCAUCAUGCAGUGUAUGCUUGGCCCUUUUAUAAGCCAGUAGACGUUACAGCCUUGGGACUUGAAGACUAUCAUGAUGUUAUUAAGCACCCUAUGGAUCUUGAAACUAUUAAAAAAAAGAUGGAGAAUUGUGAGUACAAAGAUACCCAAGAGUUUGCUGCAGACGUUAGGCUAAUGUUUAUGAACUGCUACAGAUACAACUCUCCGGACCAUGAGGUAGUAGCGAUGGCAAGAAAACUCCAGGAUGUCUUCGAGAUGCUGUUUGCCAGAAUUCCAGACGAACCGGCUCCCUGCAGUCCUCUGCUCUACCCCGCUGCAAGAAGCACAGCGGCUCUUUCUAGUGGAAGCAGCAGCGAUGAUGCCUCUUCCGAGGAUUCGGAGGAUGAAAGAGCAAGACGCCUUGCAGCGCUCCAGGAUCAACUUAAGGCUGUUCACCAGCAGUUGCAAGCUUUGGCUAAAACAACUUUACCCAGACUGAAGAAGAGGAAGAAAGGAAAAUCUAAGGAGGAGAAAAGAAAAAACAAAGUCAGGAAGAAGUCAGGAAGCCAAAAGAAGAGAAAGAUGAAGAAGCUGAAGAAAAAUGUCUUUGAACAUGUAAGAUUGCUUGUGGGCGUGAAAUUGUACUUGAAGUUGUUGGCACUGUAGUUAACUCGUUUUUUUUAUUUUCUCUCUUGCAGUCAUUCAAAGAAAAUCAAGCAGCGAGAGGAGCCAGGACACAAGUCUGAGAACGAGGAUAAUGCCAAGCCUAUGAGUUAUGAUGAAAAAAGGCAGUUAAGUUUGGACAUAAAUAAACUCCCAGGAGAGAAGCUUGGCAGAGUGGUUUAUAUUAUUCAGUCGAGAGAACCUUCACUGAGACACUCAAAUCCCGAUGAAAUGGAAAUAGACUUUGAAACUCUAAAAGCAUCAACUUUAAGGGAACUGGAGAAAUACGUUAUGGCUUGUUUGAGAAAAAGACCCAAGAAACAUUAUGCAAAAAAAUCAAAGGAAGAAUUUAACUUUGAGAAGAGGCAAGAACUGGAAAGGAGGUUGCUGGAUGUCAAUGGGCAGCUCAACUCCACAAAGCAAAACGCAAAACGUAGAUCUUCUCCCUGUGUUACAGCAGAAAAUAAUGGUGUGUCAAAGACCAUUGGAGGGCCAAGCCGGCUAAGUGAAAGCAGCAGCAGCAGCAGCAGCACCACCUCUUCUGACUCCGAUAGCACCAGCAAUGAUUCCAGCUCCUCCGACGGAAGUGAUUCUGAAUCAGAAAUGUGCCUGAAGCAAAAUGAAAAUGGGCAAAAGGAUUCAUUUUGCAGAGAGCAGCUUAAGGUACCUCUGCUUUAUCCAAGGAUGUCCUGCGCUAUUGUCCCCCAAAUACGAAACACUUCGCCCCCUAGCAUGCAGUUUCAGACAUCCACGGAAAUGAGGAUCGCUCACCAGACCCUGCAGCAUACCCCUCUGAAGCCACGAGAACAAAGCAUCGUCUCUCCUCCAGGUAUGAUAGCUGUUGUUUCUCCACUGCACUGUACUCCAGUUCAGCAAGACACUCAAAGUAGCUUAUUGCCAAUGGCAGUCAACCCAUCCAUUAUCCAGUCUCCCCACAUGCACUCAAAGGUAUCUUGUUCUUCCUCUUCGAAUAGCCUGCCGGGCAGUAGCAAAGAAAACGUGAAAACCUCACUGCAUCAGGCGCAGCCAUCUGCUCUCCAUACGCAAACCUCUUUGGGAACUGCCGACUCGAAACCGAUUAAUCAGGAACAAAAAUUGAAGACGGGUUUUCCAGAUGGCCCAUGUGGGCAACGUAUGACUGAUUCUACACAUGCCGCUGCUCCAGCCAGCUGCUCCGAUAACAGCGAGGGCAAAAAAAGGAGAGAUGCUAAACCUCAGAUUCCUCUAGCAAAGGACAUCAAAGUCAAGCAUGCGGAUUCCUGGACAAGUUUAGGUAAAAUGAUGCCUGCGCCGCUCCCAAUCAAAUCCUCCAAUGAAAGCUUCAGGCAGUUCCAAAAAGCAGCGCUAGAAAAAGAAGAAAGUGAGUGGGCCAAGGACCGCAGAAGGCAAUUGGAGCAAGCUGAGAGGAAACCGAGAAGCCUCCCUCAGGAAACAGAGAGAAACAAUGGGAAAACAGAUUUGAAACCUACUGCAGCAAAAGCGAGCUGUUCCCCUUCAAAAGCGGCGCCCACAAAAGAGCAGCUAUGCUCCACACAAAGUCUUCUUGUAGACCGUAACUUGGCAAGAAAGAUGGAACAAGAGCGUAGGUGGAGAGAAGCGAUGGUGGGCACCAUUGAUAUGAAUUUUCAGAGUGACGUUAUGGCAACAUUUGAAGAAACCCUGAAAUGAGAGGAAGGAAGGUGGCGUAACUUUGGUUACAGUUCUUUAGAAGUAAUGUUGGAUUGCAGAGAAAUACUCCAUUCACUGCCGGAAUACAUUUUUUUGGUGAUAAUUUGUUAAUCAUUUUUGAAGAGCCAGUAUAUUACUGUAAUAAGUUCAGUUUUUAUAAAACUUGCUACCAUUAAAAUUGUAAAGCUUGAAAACUU
Molecule: messenger RNA, 3491 nt
Organism: Lacerta agilis (Sand lizard)
Lineage: Eukaryota; Metazoa; Chordata; Lepidosauria; Squamata; Lacertidae
Gene: BRDT
Product: bromodomain testis associated
Biological process (GO): chromatin remodeling; positive regulation of transcription elongation by RNA polymerase II
Cellular component (GO): chromatin; nucleus
Source: RefSeq, a predicted model, not a curated record